This is a messenger RNA of Penicillium cataractarum, 768 nucleotides long. RefSeq names its product glycosyltransferase family 32 protein. Gene Ontology annotation, molecular function: mannosyltransferase activity. Lineage: Eukaryota; Fungi; Ascomycota; Eurotiomycetes; Eurotiales; Aspergillaceae. The transcript has 2 exons. Bases 1 to 768 code for a protein of 255 amino acids. Gene Ontology annotation, biological process: mannosyl-inositol phosphorylceramide biosynthetic process. The record is from RefSeq and is a predicted model, not a curated record.
AUGGAGACCAUUCCAGACAAAUGGGUUGAGUCGCAACGAUCUUGUAAGGAGGUCUAUGCAGAAUGGGAGUAUAAGCUAGGGACUGACGAGUCAGCUCGUGCUUUUCUUUCCGCUGAAUACUCCUGGUUCUUGGAUAUCUGGGAUAACUACGCCUUUCCUAUCCAGCGCGCAGAUUCGAUUCGCUAUUUCGUUCUGUACCACUAUGGCGGGAUCUACCUGGAUAUGGAUACAUGGUGCAAUCAGACUUUACCUAUGCACCAGCUCGAAUCCGAUAUGGGGAUGCAUCAUUCCCUUUUCCAAUCCACGCAACCAACAGGGGUAACAAACGACUUUCUGAUAACCUCCGAUAAGCAUCCGGCAUACGAAGCCGCGAUUGCUAAACUACCCAUGUUUAAUGCGAUUACUCAUUUCUGGGCUGAAUGGCAACCCUAUUGCGCGAUAAUGAUCUCUGCCGGACCGAUAUUUUUGACUAUGGUGUUGAAAGAAUAUUUGCUCGAGCAGCCUUCACUACCCUCGUCGACGGUGAAUGUGGUAAAUGCGACCGUAUUGGCGCCAUACAUCAUGGAUCUCGAAAGCAGCACUUGGCAUCGAGCAGACGCGAAGGUUUUGAUGUGGAUUGGACAUCGGCCGUGGAUUUGGUUUAGUAUGGGAGCUGCGGGGCUUAUUGCUGGUAUAUACGUCUUGAAUUAUGUGCUGGUUAUUUCUUGUACAAUCUUGCGGAAGGCUCUGGUUGGAAUGUGCAAGAAAAUUGACUCUAAUAUAGCUUGA